AUGGACAUGGAAGAACAAGCGAAUAUGUCUAGCGUAUCCGCUCCAAUAGUGGAGAAUGUAGGAGCGGACACCGUGGUCCAAAAUAGGAGACAUUUGGAAGAAGAAUUUAAUAUGCAGAGAGCAAAAAUGAAAGAGCUGUUUUUACAAAAAGAAGAUGAUCUAAGGAAGCUUCGUUUGGAGAAGGAGCAGCUUGACUCGGAAGUCUUAGGCCUGAGAGCUGAACUCCAGCAACUUCAGACUUUCACUGAGAACCAAAAAUCAGAAAUACAGAGCUUGCAGAUGUUAGUUAGUGAAACAAUUGAAGUGUCAUCCUCGGGCUCUGAGGAGAUCCGACGUCUCAAAGCUAAGAACUCGGAGCUUGAACAACAGGUUCAACAACUUCGCACACAACAACAGGAGGUGUCUUUGGCUCCGGCUACUUUUGUGCGGUCUCUCGCGCGUAAACUCGGCGCCGACACGGAACUCGACCAGCCAGUUAAGAAGAAUGUAGAAGAUGGGGAGCUGCUGCAGGCCAUCAUUCAGCCCAUGGAGAUGGAGAUCGUCGCUCUGAAGAAUAAGUUGAGAGACACGGAUACACGCCUGCAGGAGGCUAUGAAAUCGGCUCCAAGUUCAGGAAAUACAGGAAGUAGUUCCGGCGAUGGCAAAACAGAUCCAGAAGGCGGAAAGAGUCAGGCGUCGUGUGAUAUGUGUGCCAAUUACGAGAGGCAGUUGGUCGCGGAACAGAGUCGGGCUGAUGCCGCUCGAGAGAGGGCUACUCGAGCCGAGAGCGCGUUGAAACUGGCGACGGAAGAAUUGGAAGGCGUCCGGUCGAUCCACGACGAGACCGUCCGCAACUGGCAGGCGGAGCGCGCAGACAGCUUGGCUCGAAUCAACGUUCUGAGCCAGACCUUGGCCGAGAGCCACGAUCUGGUCACCGAGCGCUGUGCCGCCGCCGAAGACGCCUCUCGAAGGGCCUUGGAACAGGUCACCACGCUCACGGUGGACCGGGAGACGCUGCAAAAGAAAUUAGAUAGCUUAGAGAGAGACAACGCUAUGUUGAUAGGACAAUAUGCGAAGAAGGCAGUCGAGAUGCAAAACGAAAUUAUUAAUCUGCCCGACAACGUUAUAGAAUUACAAGAGCAAUGCCUUCAACUGCGCGAACAGCUCAUUUUCUGUCAGCUCGGCCGUGAAGAGGGAGCCGCCAGCGAGCAAGAACUCCGGAACCAGCUUUUGUCCCACGGAGCCCUGCUGAAUCAGCAGGAGGCCGCUCUGGCCUCCACCGACGCCGAGCUGAGGGGGUGCAGAGACGAGCUGGACAGGCUCCAGACUGAGCGGGAACAGAUGAACGAACUCGCGAACAAGCUGAGGCACUCCACGGAUAUGAUUGAGAAACUUCUGGAAGAUAAGAAACGUCUGCAAGGUGAGGUGUCGGAGACCAGAAAUCGCGUUUCCGUCCUGCAACAAGAGCUGGACAACAGCGAGAAGGUCCAACAGGAUUUCGUCAGACUCUCGCAGUCUCUGCAGGUUCAGCUCCAGCGCAUACGAGAAGCGGACACGGAGGUGCGGUGGCAGUUCGACGAGGACGUCGGCGAGUGCCCUUCCUGCCACACGGCUUUGCCCAACAGCAGGAAAAAGAUCCACUGCAUGCACUGCGGCCGGAUAUUCUGCGCUCCGUGCGUGAACCACUCCGUCCCCAGCGGGCCGAGGGGCGCCCCGGCUCGGGUCUGCUCGGUCUGCAGCACUCUCCUGCAGCCCCACACCGCGCCCUACUUCAGCACCAAACCCCCGAACUCGCCGGACUAA
This is a messenger RNA of Pieris macdunnoughi, 1782 nucleotides long. The record is from the annotation of a GenBank genome assembly. NCBI's taxonomy places the organism in Eukaryota, Metazoa, Arthropoda, Insecta, Lepidoptera, Pieridae.